GGUGGCCUUGCUAUAACUAGUCUAGUAUGUGAACGUAUCACGUGUUGCUCUAGUUUCAGUAGUCUCGAUCAACAGGCUCGAUCACCAUGAAACUUGUCGUCGUUCUUCUGGUUUUCGCCGUCGCCUCAUUGUCAGUGAGAGCUGAGACAUGUUUGUCAGUAAGUGACUGUGUCGUGACUGGAUGUUCCGCAGGAGGAAAUCUCGUCUGUGACGAUGAGGGGAAAUGCACGUGCGAGACUAGCCACAAUUGCACGGACGGUGAAGAUAUUGGCGUUCACUGCAAUAGCGCACGACAUUGCCGGAAUUGGUACGAAUCUGCACCGAACCACAAAUGUGAGUGUGGCGACACGCACAACCUCCACUGCAUAGACUCAAGAUGUAAAUGCGGAUAUCCUCCUAACUAAGGAAGCUCCGUUAUAGAAUAGGCAGAAAGUCGAAUAAAUAGGAAAACACAGAUGUAGGUACCUUGUGAAUAGAGGUUUGAUUUACGUAAUAGAAUUGUCAUCUUUGUAUGCAUUGGAAAUAAAACUCGUUGAACUGUU
This is a messenger RNA of Gigantopelta aegis, 542 nucleotides long. RefSeq lists its product as uncharacterized. NCBI's taxonomy places the organism in Eukaryota, Metazoa, Mollusca, Gastropoda, Neomphalida, Peltospiridae. The transcript has 4 exons. The record is from RefSeq and is a predicted model, not a curated record. The coding region runs from base 87 to 404 and encodes 105 amino acids.